AAAAGCUGCUAGACGCUUUCGAAUCCCGAAUCCUUGCGACCCAGCAACCCGACCCAGCCCUCUGCGCCGCCGAGAAUGGAUCUGAUCUGUCGACACGACCCCAGAUGGUGCCCUGAAAGCCCGCAUUUGAGGGAUUGUUGAGAGACUUUCUGGCGGGUCUGGGUGUUAUCUUACAGGGAAUGCCUUUGUAUGACUGGCGCCAGUCGCAAGCAGUCAGGCCCAACUGUGGAUCUUGUUCAGAGCCUUUGAUCCAACGAUUCUUUUCGAAUCUUCCUCGCCUUCUCUGUCUGCCAGUCACGAACGAUAUCCGGUGCCAAAACCCGCAUUGCACACCUGAACGAGGCUGAUGGCACACCCCUCCCAGAUGAAGAAGAGAAAGAUUGUGGCUCACUCUUGAGGAAUUGUGGUUUCUUACCAGUGAACAGAACUGCUUCGAAUACUGCACUCAGCACUGCAACGGCUAUGUUGAGAUAAACCGCGGCUGACUACAGAAUUUGCUCCGUCCAAACCUCGAGGAAACAAGAAGAAGCGUAACAGGUUUGUUCGCCGUUAGAUGGACCGUUCCCGAUAAGUGACAAGUAAAUGACAGGCCCGAAUCUCAACCGCUCUUCUAGGCAGAUCGGGGCUUGUGCACCCAUGCCACAAGGGCUUGACGAGGUAGGACAAGAUACACAGAGUAGGAUAGCCAUGCGGAACUCGCCAAACGGCUGUGCCUCUGAGAAAUCAAUCAUGAUUAUUGAACCUCGUACAGAGCUUAGAGAUGCCCGAUUACCCUCAAGAGGGGCGUAAAACGCCAUCACGAUUCUCCGUUGAUGUGCCUCAAGCCGCCUCCGUCGAUCUACGCCUCCACCAAAGUGCCGUGUUUAGCCCGCCCCCGAGGCCUUCUUCACCUUCGUGCCUAACUGGGCGUAGACCUUUGCCCAAGCUGGCUCAAUUCCCUUGCUCGGGUACCAACAAUGAACCCGAUCUACACCAAGUUAAUGCCAGACGUGAGUGCAGCGCGGGGUACACGUGGGAUAUCGAAGCACCGCUGUUAAACCUGGUCGUGACAAGCUGUCUGCCAUCCAUGUCUGGGACUUGUGACUGGUUGUCGCGAUUGAGUUGAGGCUCCGGGCUUGGCCGUCUAAGUUUUGAGGUUAUUGUAAAGUUGACUCAUAGCAGGAGCAAGAAUGUGUUUCGUUUACUUGCGACAGUGCCUC
Messenger RNA from Fusarium odoratissimum NRRL 54006, 1199 nucleotides. RefSeq lists its product as uncharacterized. The transcript has a single exon. NCBI's taxonomy places the organism in Eukaryota, Fungi, Ascomycota, Sordariomycetes, Hypocreales, Nectriaceae. Bases 761 to 1105 code for a protein of 114 amino acids. The record is from RefSeq and is a predicted model, not a curated record.